UAGAAAAAUCAAUGGAGAUGGAAUCAUGUGUCCCUCCUGGCUUUAGAUUUCACCCAACGGAGGAAGAACUCGUGGGAUAUUAUCUCAAGCGAAAGAUUAACUCAUUGAAAAUUGAUUUAGAUGUCAUUGUUGACAUUGAUCUCUACAGAAUUGAACCAUGGGACAUCCAAGAUAGGUGUAGAUUGGGAUAUGAAGAACAAAGUGAGUGGAUGAGAAAGACAAGGCUGUGCUUUCAAAGAACAAGGCUGUUCUUUCAAAGAACAGAAUAAUAGGGAUGAGAAAGACCCUAGUGUUCUACAAGGGCCGCGCACCCAAUGGAAGGAAAUCUGAUUGGAUCAUGCAUGAAUAUCGACUCCAAACAUUUGAACAUGCACCUCCUCAGGCAAGUUCAAUCAAUGACUUGCAACUACAACAAAUGUUUUCAUGUUUUUUUUUUUUUUUUCAUAAAAAUUACUUCUAAACUAAAUGGGAAACAAUAUCAAGAACAUAAAUGGAAAACUAACUUCUAUAAUUUCUUAGUGAGGACAACACAAUAUUACCCAAUUACUGCUAGUAGAUUACAAAACGUAUACACCAUUAAUCCCUCAUACAUAAAAAGCUGAAAAACAGAGAACAUUUUUUGGGUACAUAUCAAGCCAAACCCAUUCGGUGAAAAACAGGGCCGAAAGAUUACAAAUCCAUACACCAUUUUUCCCCAGUUUGAUUCCAGAGAAAGCUCAGAAUUAACGAGGGGUGAAAGAACACAAA
Camellia sinensis is the source of this 747-nucleotide messenger RNA. NCBI's taxonomy places the organism in Eukaryota, Viridiplantae, Streptophyta, Magnoliopsida, Ericales, Theaceae. The record is from RefSeq and is a predicted model, not a curated record.